Messenger RNA from Siniperca chuatsi (mandarin fish), 2783 nucleotides. RefSeq names its product melanocortin 4 receptor (gene mc4r). Gene Ontology annotation, biological process: G protein-coupled receptor signaling pathway. The record is from RefSeq and is a predicted model, not a curated record. Bases 299 to 1282 code for a protein of 327 amino acids. Gene Ontology annotation, cellular component: membrane. Lineage: Eukaryota; Metazoa; Chordata; Actinopteri; Centrarchiformes; Sinipercidae. The transcript has 2 exons. Gene Ontology annotation, molecular function: melanocyte-stimulating hormone receptor activity.
UCUGCCUGCACUCACAUAGCAAGCUGAGCGGAGAGAUGAGAGGAGAGCAGUGGGAUUGUUUUUGGCUGAGAAUAACAACAGCAGCAGAUGUUUGAAGAAAAUUGCCUUUCUUGGUAAGAAGGAACACUGGCAAAGAUUUUUUCAUUCUCCCUCAUGGAUGCCGAGGUUGUCCUCCAGAUAAUGAGGAUGACUGAGAAGAGCACUCGUUGAGAUUUUAACACUGACAACCCAGAUGGACAAAUAACAACGGAAAAAGGAGACUUAACCCAAAAAGACAGGGAAUAUAAAAGGACAAAUUAUGAACACCACAGAACACCACGGACUGAUCCAAGGCUACCAUAACAGGAGCCAAACCUCAGGCAUUUUGCCACUUAACAAAGACUUAUCAGCUGAGGAGAAGGAUUCAUCGGCAGGAUGCUACGAACAGCUGCUGAUUUCCACAGAGGUUUUCCUCACUUUGGGCAUCAUCAGCCUGCUGGAGAACAUCUUGGUUGUUGCUGCUAUAGUCAAAAACAAGAACCUUCACUCGCCCAUGUACUUUUUCAUCUGUAGCCUCGCUGUUGCUGACAUGCUUGUUAGUGUCUCCAAUGCCUCUGAGACUAUUGUCAUAGCGCUCAUCAAUGGGGGCAGCCUGACCAUUCCUGUGACGUUGAUCAAAAACAUGGACAAUGUGUUUGACUCUAUGAUCUGUAGCUCUCUGUUAGCAUCUAUCUGCAGCUUGCUGGCCAUUGCAGUUGAUCGCUACAUCACCAUCUUCUACGCGCUGCGAUACCACAACAUUGUCACCCUGCGAAGAGCAAUGUUGGUCAUCAGCAGCAUCUGGACGUGCUGCAUCAUGUCUGGUAUCCUGUUCAUCAUCUACUCAGAGAGCACCACAGUGCUCAUCUGCCUCAUCAUCAUGUUUUUCACCAUGCUGGUGCUCAUGGCGUCGCUGUAUGUCCACAUGUUCCUGCUGGCACGUUUGCACAUGAAGCGGAUCGCAGCGCUGCCAGGCAACGCACCCAUCCAUCAGCGAGCCAACAUGAAGGGUGCCAUCACCCUCACCAUCCUCCUUGGGGUGUUCGUUGUGUGCUGGGCACCCUUUUUCCUCCACCUCAUCCUCAUGAUCACCUGCCCCAGGAACCCCUACUGCACCUGCUUCAUGUCCCACUUCAACAUGUACCUCAUCCUCAUCAUGUGCAACUCCGUCAUUGACCCCAUCAUCUAUGCCUUUCGCAGCCAAGAGAUGAGAAAAACCUUCAAAGAGAUUUUCUGCUGCUCACAUGCUCUCUUGUGUGUGUGAGCAGCCUGUAAGCAAAGAUACGUAUAUCACUGGCAUAUACUCCUUUUGUUUUGCAUUAUAAUCAAUGUAAAGAAAUAGCUAACAUUUACUUUUCAUGAGAUAAAAUCAUGAGGUGACAUUACACCUCACUGAUUUCCCUCAUGUUUUAUCAUGAAGGAGGAGAUGUACAAAUACACGGAACAUCCUCCUCAGCUAAAGUGUGCUUUUACCUUUUUACUAAGGUGGCAUUUUUCCUUUUUUUGGUGAUCCUUUUUUAAAAGGAUAAGAGCACUGAGAUCAAACUAGAUUCUUCUGGAAAUCACAAAUCAAGAGCACAAACAAAAAAUACCACAUUUCCGCUCUUUGCUGAUCUGCUGUUUCCCAUGUCUAGCCCACUCAGCGUAGUAACCACAAGCCGUUUUCAGAUGCUAUUGCACAAUAUUUAUUGACUGAGAUCUAAAAUGCAGGGUGGUACAGCUGUAAAAUCAUUCACUGAGUUAAAAGGGGUAAGGAAAGGCUACACAUUUACAGCAAUGAGGGUAAAUAAUUAUAUACAAAAUUUUACAUAUAUUUAAAAAAAGAGAUGAUUUAGAGCAUGACUUUAAAAUGGCAAAAUCAGGAAAAUGUCAGUCAGUGUAUUUCUCAGGCACAAAAGAUGACACUUGAAGCAUUUCUGGUUUAGAUUUUGUUUAUUUUUAAUUAAUUUGCACCUACAGACGAAUGGGAAAACAAUUCAGGAUGGCAUAGAAUCUUUUUUCUGGUGUGUAUUCCCAGUUUUUGGCUCCAUGAUGGCGAUUUUACACUUUACCUCAUCAGGGAUGCAGUUUUUGUAGACCCUCACCUCUGAUUACCCCUUUGAAGCAGAAAAGAGAUUUUUAUCCCAUAGAUUAACAGAAAGUCACUUUAAUUUUUGCAAAUCAUGAUUUUCAUCUGAGCAAAUAGCUAAAACAGACCCUUUACAGACCUGAUGACACUACUUGCAGUCCACUCUGACUCAUGAUACAGUAUCUGUUGAUUUUCAAUCAAAGCUCUUUGUGGUUUGUGUAGAUAUUUGUGUAAUUCUGCACAUGUGGGUUGUUCUCACUCUCAGCAUGUACAUGUGAUCAUAUAGAGAUCUAUUUUCAUCAUGUUUCUGUAACAGAUUUUACUGAAUGUAUUUUUAUGUAUGUGUUGUGCAACUUGUUGCUUUCUAUCUUUGCCUUAAAUAUGUUGCACAGUGAUGUAAAGAGCAACCGUAUCCUCUGUGACAGUAUUUCAGAAACUGAUGCAAUCAGUCUUUAUAUGUAGGUAAAUGCUAUUUUCAAUAUUGCCUUAUUUAAUUAUGCCUUUUAAAACUUGAAGUGCAUUUCUAAGCUCAUAAAAUAUACACAAAAUAUACACAAAAACUGAUGAUGUGUUUUCUGUUAAAAGCGUCACCUGGAUUUUGAUUCAUGUGUGCUGAUACAAAGGUGUUUGCUCGACCACUGCAUCCUCUGUGAAUCACUGCUGCAAAGUAACUUAAAUAAAUCAUACUGCCACCUCA